This is a messenger RNA of Myotis myotis, 4456 nucleotides long. RefSeq names its product family with sequence similarity 234 member B (gene FAM234B). Bases 89 to 1960 code for a protein of 623 amino acids. The record is from RefSeq and is a predicted model, not a curated record. Gene Ontology annotation, molecular function: protein binding. The transcript has 13 exons. NCBI's taxonomy places the organism in Eukaryota, Metazoa, Chordata, Mammalia, Chiroptera, Vespertilionidae.
UUUUCGGACCCAGCGCAGCGCACCGUCCUCCCGGAACUACAUUUCCCGACAGGACGCGGGCGCGCGCACGCGCACCGGGGCCUCCGCCAUGGCGACAGUGCUGUCCAGGGCGCUCAAGCUCCCGGGGAAGAAGAGCCCUGACCUAGGGGAGUAUGAUCCCCUCACACAGGCCGACAGUGAUGAGAGUGAAGACGAUCUUGUGCUGGACUUGCAGCAGAAGAACGGAGGGGUCAAGAAUGGGAAGAGUCCUCUGGGAGAAGCUCCAGAGCCUGACUCAGAUGCUGAGGUGGCAGGGGCUGCAAAGCCACAUAUUUCGGAGGGCCCCACAGAGGGGUACCCCUCGGAGCCCCUCGGAGGCCUGGAGCAGAAGACAACCUCUGCCAUCGUGUCCUAUGUGCGCACGUCUGUGUUUCUGCUGACCUUGGUGAUCUCGAUGGUCCUGGUGCUCGUAUGUGCGUUCCUGAUCCCCUGUCCCCCCAGGGAUCUGCACAGCACUUGGAGCCGCCACUUGGGCCCCCAGGGAGGUGGGGACCUGUCUCCAUUGCAGUUGGCCGAUGUGAAUGGAGAUGGCCUGCGCGAUGUGCUUCUCUCCUUUGUAACUUCAAGGAAUGGCAGUGCCGUCGGUGUCUCAAGGCCACCUGCUGUUCUUGUGUGCCUUUCGGGGAUGAACGGCAGCACACUCUGGUCUAGUCCUCUCCCUGAGGAGGCUCGAGAUAUUACAUGUUUGGAUCUGAUGCCAGGAAGCAUGGCCGGAACCAUCUGCAUUGUGACAGGGAUGCACAAGAUGUUCAGCGCAUUCAAUGCGACAUCAGGGAAAGCCAUUUGGACUUUAAACCCAAACUACCUAUCCAACGGUACCCUGGCUGCCCCAGGUGUGGUACUGCCAGAUGUGGACGAAGAUGGCGUUCGAGAUCUUGUGGUUCUGGCUGUUGGGGAAUCACAGCCAGAUGUGUGUUUUCUGCUGGUGUCUGGCCGGACAGGGAGCCCAGUGGGCCGACCUGUGAAGUACAACAUCGUGGGAGAGGGGAAUCUGAUUGGUCCUCAGGUCUACAUCACCGCCAAUGGGGCUGUCUACAUCCUCUUUGGCUUUGGAAAUAUCCAAGCUGUCGCCCUGCGGGACAUUUUUGUUCAGGCCCAAAAUCGAGACAGCUCACCACCUUCUCUGCAGAUAGAAGAGCCAGAAUGGGAGAAGCGAAGAUCCAUCAACCUGUCAGAACUCAUUGACAUUUACAGCGACGGUGUUGAGCUGCUCCAGAUGGUGAAGGCACCGGAUUCCAACUGCAGCAACCUCCUGAUCACAACUGGACAGGCCCUCGUCCUGCUUCGGGGACAGAACCUCACACCACACUGGACCCUGAGUCUCCAGGGCCUACACAGCCAGCCCACCCCUGGGUAUUUCACUGACGAUCAGACGUUAGACUUCCUCCUGCAGAUACAGGAUGGAGUCGGGAUGAAAAAGAUGAUGGUGGUGGAUGGGGACUCCGGCUCUGUUAUUUGGAAUUACACUGCUCCAUGUCACUUGAAAAGAACACCAACCACCUCAGCAGUUACUUCAGACCAGAAGUCCGUCUUCCUCUUUUGGGCUGAAGGGCUGCCAGCUGCACCUUCCAAUUCCGAUGUCAUCCUAGGAACGGAGCCACCCAGCCUUCACCACCUUUACCUCCUGCACCCUGCGUUCCCCUCAAUUCUUCUGGAUCUGGCCAAUGCCACGGGCACAGUAACGGCUGCAGAGGUUGGAAUUAACGACCUCUGGAAAGAUGCCUUUUAUGUUACCAGGACAACGGGGCCAAGCUCCAAAGGCCACCCAGCACCCCUGGUGGUCAGCAAGCUUAGUCUGCGGUGGGCACUGAUGGAGGGCCAAAUGGUCCAGCUCAAGGAGACCACCCCCAAAAUUGGCCGUGGGGAGCUGCGCCGAUUCCUCUCUAGGAUCAAGUUUGUUGAUUCUCCCUUGCAGAUCUAGUCGGAUGCAGCCUUUAGUUUAAGAAGAAGUGAGCAGAACGGAUGCUGUUUCUCUCCUGUCAGUAUGAAAUCAGUGCUUUGGAGAGAAGGAAGAUGACUUCAACCUCCUUUUGCCACCCCUGCGAGGUGGUGGCAGAGCACUUUGGAAGGCACGUUGGAGUUCUUCAGUAACGGCACGAACCAUGUGGUCGGGGUGUGUCACCUACUUUUUCAACCUGUGCAUUAACCUCCCACCUCUAGGCACUCUGUGUGCAUAAUUUGGAAAUGUGAAUCUAAUAACUGUUUUGGUUUUUGUAUGUCUAACUUAUAAACUCUUGCUGGGAGAUUCCAGUGAAAUUCCUCACUGGGGCAGUUUGUUUUGCAUCAUGCCAUAUGUGUGUGGUUUUCAGCGUUGUGAUGAAAUGUUUUCUAGCUGUGUCCUAAGCUCCAGGGACUCAGUUUCUUGUCCUGAAAUACGUCUGGUUUGUUUGGUCAUCUUGAGGCUUCCAGAGGCCUGCCUCUGCUGAUCAGGGCCACUCAUCAUUCCUCUCCUCAUACUUUCCCCACCUGUUCCUCGGCUUUUUCUCAACCUCAGCAGAGUGAGAAAGACUGAUAGCAGGAGCCAGGGUGAGCCACCCCUACAUUCACCUCUUCCUUAUGUAUCCUGUCUCCUCACACUUCCCAUGUCUGCGUAUUGACCGACCAUAGAACCACCAUAUUCCCAUCAGAAGGGGAGCAAUGAUGAGGUCCACAGGUUACCCUGUGGUUUUAAUUGUUCUGCCGGUCCUCAUCUUUUUUUACCGCAGUAACGUUGAAAGUGCUUCUGUGUAUGCUGUCCUCAACAUCGAGGAAAACUGAAGUCGGGAACAACUGAGGCAGAUCCGCUCCUCUCUGCUUCAUCUCUACUCUGCUUCCUUAGCAUUUCCUCCUUACUGCUUCUCUUUUGCUCUCCUUUAUUCAGGGAUAUUUUUGCUUUGCUUGCAUGAGAGCAGAGCUGUUUCUGGACCUUUCCUCUUGCUCCCGAGCCCAGGAUGCAUCUCUUUUGCCCUGCACACCUCUUUCCUGGUAGAAUCUUUGAAGCAUUGUAUUUUGAGAAAAACUAUGUAAAUACUGUAACUUUUAUAAUUGGUUAAGUACUUUAGAAUUUUCUCCAGUGGUUCUCCCUUCUUCUACUAAGUUCUCUCCUAAACUUCUAGGCCAUGUGUAUUUAGCCGAGAUCCCGUGUUAACUGGAGGAGAACUGCUUUCUCCCGUGAAUAGUUUCGAUAAGUCAUCUCUGAGCGCCACUCAGGUUCUCUCUUUACUUGAGGCCGUAUUUUUUAACUUGUGUUAAUAAAGGAAUUCAGAAGAGAGAGAGAUUACGGAAAAUUAGGGAGCCUGCAUUGAUGGGAUAGUAACUACCCCGUUAGGCAUUAUGACAUCACAGAAGAUUGGUAGCAAUAGCUCCCCUCAGGCACGUAGCCUGGCCUGAGGUUGGCCUUGCUAUAGGUUUCUGGGCACCUUGCUGCCUUAAGUCUGUGAAAGCAAAUUUGGUUUCAACACUUUGGAAGGCAUGUGUUUGGGGCAUGAGUAGGUCAAGCUUAUUACAAACUUGAGGGACCAUUAACAGUGUACCCAGGAGUAUGGGGAUGAUUCCAGAUGUACUUCUAGGGUUUGAAUCUACCUGGAUAGAAGAGAGUAAGGCCUAGUAGAGAAUUCUAAGACUCAUUAUUUAUAGUUGACAGAAUACCUAAAACUUGGGUGGUGGUCCUGCAGCCUGGGCUGAGUCAUGGAGGCCUCAGCCUGGUUCUCUACCCAUGUUGAGGCCUUUAGGCAGGAGUAACGUGAAGUUGUUUUUGAGGAGCUGGUUUAGGGGAUUGUUUUAGGUAGUUGUGCUGGGUGAAUCCCAGAAACAAUGUAAGAGGAAGCUAGAAAAACAUAAUGCCCCUAAAUUCUUCAUGGUGUGUUUGCAAAUUAACAUAGAUUGUUUUGACUGUGAUAAGUUUGACUCUCUUUGCUAAACAUGGUACAAGCUCUAGAUUUCCUCUCCCUCUUGCAGCCAGUACAGAAGGUGUAAAUGGUGUCAGAGAUGGUGGAAGCUUCAUAUGACCAGUGUGGCUGCGGGUUUCUUGUUCAGUGUGUCUCUAAACAACUUUUCCUCUCAGGCAACCACCCACCCAGAUUUCAUUCUUCAUUUCCUACAUGGGGUUGCCAGCAAGGCCAAUGUGACAGUUCCCUAGAAAUAGUACUGGCUUCUGCAAGUGCAGGGGUCUUUCUCCUCCCAGUCUCUUCUCGUUCCGUCCCUUAGAAACCCUCUCCACCCCCCAGACGGUGUCUGCUGCCCUUGAAUGUGAAUUGCUGUCCUUAUUGCCCAUGUUAAAGAAGAGCCAGCUGGUGUGUUGUCAGGAAGUACUAUUUAAAGUGUGAACUGUUAGGUCAAUGGGGGAAAAGGAGACAUAUGUAAUACCUUCAACAAUAAGGAUUUAAAAAAUAAAUAAAAUGUGAACUGUUACAAAACAAAUAAAUACCAUGAAUAGGAA